GAUCUGGCUUGAAACGCCUAUAAAUAAACCCGUAAACCAUUGCUUAUACCUCGCACUCUGUUCUCGGCUUCAACUUGCUCCAUAGAAGCUAAGAAGAAGCCACAGAGAGAACCGGUCUCCUACACUCAUUCUCAAGAACAAUGGCAUCUCAUAUCGUCGGAUACCCCCGCAUGGGUCCCAAGAGAGAGCUCAAGUUCGCUCUCGAGUCUUUCUGGGAUGGCAAAAGCAGCGCCGAGGAUUUGCAGAAGGUUGCUGCUGAUCUCAGGGCAUCCAUCUGGAAGCAGAUGGCUAAUGCCGGGAUCAAGUACAUCCCCAGCAACACUUUCUCUUACUAUGAUCAGGUGCUUGAUGCCACCGCCACCCUCGGCGCCGUCCCACAAAGGUAUGGCUGGACCGGUGGUGAGAUUGGUUUUGACACCUACUUCUCCAUGGCCAGAGGUAAUGCUACCGUGCCUGCUAUGGAGAUGACCAAGUGGUUCGACACCAACUACCACUUUAUUGUCCCUGAAUUGGGACCUGAUGUGAACUUCACCUAUUCUUCUCACAAGGCUGUUGACGAAUACAAGGAGGCCAAGGCGCUUGGAGUGGAUUCCGUUCCUGUCCUCGUUGGCCCAGUCACAUACUUGUUACUCUCCAAGCCUGCCAAGGGUGUGGAGAAAACUUUUAAUCUCCUUUCUCUCCUUCCCAAAGUUCUUGCUGUCUACAAGGAAGUUAUUGCUGACCUUAAGGCAGCCGGUGCUUCAUGGAUUCAAUUUGAUGAGCCUACCCUUGUCUUGGACCUUGAGUCUCACAAGUUGCAAGCAUUUACCGAUGCAUAUGCAGAACUUGCACCUGCUUUGUCUGGUUUGAAUGUUCUUAUUGAGACCUACUUUGCUGACGUCCCAGCUGAGGCAUACAAGACUCUCACAUCUCUGAACGGCGUCACUGCAUAUGGAUUUGAUUUAGUCCGUGGAACCAAGACUCUUGAUUUGAUCAAGGGUGGAUUUCCUAGUGGAAAAUACCUCUUUGCUGGAGUGGUUGAUGGAAGGAACAUCUGGGCUAAUGACCUUGCUUCUUCUCUGGCUACAUUACAGGGUCUUGAGGGCGUUGUGGGCAAAGAUAAGCUUGUUGUAUCUACCUCCUCUUCCCUUCUCCACACUGCUGUUGAUCUUGUUAAUGAGACCAAGUUGGAUGAUGAGAUCAAGUCAUGGCUAGCUUUUGCUGCCCAAAAAAUUGUUGAAGUUAACGCAUUGGCUAAGGCCUUGUCUGGCAACAAGGAUGAGGCGUUCUUCUCUGCUAAUGCUGCAGCUCAGGCUUCAAGAAAGUCCUCUCCAAGAGUGACUAAUGAGGCUGUUCAGAAGGCUGCUGCUGCAUUGAAGGGCUCAGAUCAUCGUCGUGCAACAAAUGUCAGUGCCAGACUGGAUGCUCAACAAAAGAAGCUUAACCUUCCAAUCCUUCCAACCACCACCAUUGGAUCCUUCCCUCAGACUGUAGAACUGAGGAGGGUACGCCGUGAGUUCAAGGCUAACAAGAUCUCCGAGGAAGAGUAUGUUAAGUCAAUCAAGGAGGAAAUUCAAAAAGUUGUUCAACUUCAAGAAGAGCUUGAUAUUGAUGUUUUGGUUCAUGGAGAGCCAGAGAGGAAUGAUAUGGUUGAGUACUUCGGGGAGCAGUUGUCAGGCUUUGCCUUCACUGUUAAUGGGUGGGUGCAAUCCUAUGGAUCUCGUUGCGUGAAGCCACCAAUCAUCUAUGGUGAUGUGAGCCGCCCCAAGCCAAUGACUGUCUUCUGGUCAUCUGUAGCUCAGAGCUUUACCAAACGCCCAAUGAAGGGAAUGCUUACUGGCCCUGUUACCAUUCUCAACUGGUCCUUUGUUAGAAACGAUCAACCUAGAUCCGAAACCACCUAUCAGAUUGCUUUGGCCAUCAAGGACGAAGUAGAAGACCUUGAAAAGGCUGGCAUUACUGUCAUCCAAAUUGAUGAAGCUGCUUUGAGAGAGGGUCUGCCACUGAGGAAAUCGGAGCAAGCUGACUACUUGGACUGGGCCGUUCAUUCCUUCAGAAUCACCAAUGUUGGCGUCCUGGAUACCACUCAGAUCCACACUCACAUGUGCUACUCCAACUUCAACGACAUCAUCCACUCCAUCAUUAACAUGGAUGCCGACGUUAUAACUAUUGAGAACUCUCGUUCUGACGAGAAGCUCCUCUCAGUCUUCCGUGAAGGUGUGAAGUAUGGUGCUGGAAUUGGCCCUGGUGUGUACGACAUCCACUCCCCAAGAAUACCACCAACUGAGGAAAUUGCUGACAGAAUCAACAAGAUGCUUGCAGUGCUGGAGAAGAACAUCUUGUGGGUGAAUCCCGACUGUGGGCUCAAGACCCGUAAGUACACAGAGGUCAAACCAGCCCUCACAAACAUGGUUGCCGCAGCAAAACUCAUCCGCAACGAGCUUGCCAAGUGAAUGGUAUAAGAAAGUAGAGUCUCACAAGUCAUUGGUUCUGCUUCAUAUACACCACCAAAGAGGAUUUUUCUAUAUUGGUUGCUUCAAUAACUGUGUGCAAUAUUUUAGAUGUUUUAGCAUAUGCUCUAUGAGCAAUUGAUUCUCCCCUCAUCCUCCCCCUUUUUUUUCCUCACUCCCGUUUUCCUAAUAUCUGUUGUAUUUCUGCGGCUCUGCCGCGAUGCUUAUCGAUAUGGAAUUUUACCAGUUUUGUGCAAA
Messenger RNA from Vigna umbellata (rice bean), 2687 nucleotides. It is a transcript of the gene ATMS1, whose product is annotated as Cobalamin-independent synthase family protein. The record is from RefSeq and is a predicted model, not a curated record. NCBI's taxonomy places the organism in Eukaryota, Viridiplantae, Streptophyta, Magnoliopsida, Fabales, Fabaceae. Gene Ontology annotation, molecular function: 5-methyltetrahydropteroyltriglutamate-homocysteine S-methyltransferase activity; zinc ion binding.